Messenger RNA from Argiope bruennichi, 6287 nucleotides. RefSeq names its product putative ATP-dependent RNA helicase TDRD12. Gene Ontology annotation, molecular function: metal ion binding; nucleic acid binding; ATP binding. Bases 112 to 6084 code for a protein of 1990 amino acids. The transcript has 38 exons. NCBI's taxonomy places the organism in Eukaryota, Metazoa, Arthropoda, Arachnida, Araneae, Araneidae. Gene Ontology annotation, biological process: germ-line stem cell division; transposable element silencing. The record is from RefSeq and is a predicted model, not a curated record.
GAAUGUUUUUCUAAGCAAAUUUAUCAACACUGCGACACAGGCAUUAGAUAAACAAAAGGGAGCUCAAUUUGAAAUAUACCGUAUUGUUGUAAAAUAAAGUUCGAAAUAAUAAUGAAAAUCCAAGUCUCGCCACAAUAUUUGCGGGAAGAAAAUAUUUAUGUGACAAUCAUUGAGGUCAAAACACCUGUUCAUUAUGUUAUAAAAGAAUCUCCUAGUAUAGAUACUGCUUCAUUGUUAGCUUCAAAGUUCUUAGAAUUAGAAGAGUCUAUGCAAAACUAUUACAGAUCUCUUGAGCAAACUUUUUUCCAGCUACCAGAGAAAGAUACAAUACUAGUAGUUGAACAUGAACAGAAAUACUACAGAGCUAAAGUGUGUAGUGUUUUGAAUUUGCCUCGAAGUUUCUUGAUUAAAGUUUAUUUAUUGGAUUAUGGGAAGGAAUGUAGUGUUUCCAAAACCAGUCUGUUUGAAAUGCAUCCAGAUUUCAUGUCGAUUCCUUUCCAAGCUAUUGACUUCAAGCUUCCUGGUUUGGAACCUGUGAGCUUGGUUAUGAAUCCUUAUGAUUUAACUAUUAAUUAUGGAGCUUCUACUGAUUGGGAUACUUCUGCCUAUGAGUUUAUUGAAAAUAUCCGCAAAGCAUUACAUAGUGUAUUUAUAAAGGUUGAAGGAGCAGAAAAAAAUUGCAUUUUCGGCACUCUCCAUGUAACUUCGCUUGAUGGGGAGGAGCAGUGUAUCAAUGAUGAGCUUGUUUUCAAAAAAUUUGCUUCUCAGAAUCCUGAAUGCUGGAAUAACAUUACCAGACUUUCUGAAAUUUUAUCAGAAGACAGCUUGCAAUCUCAACCAAAUAUAUCUCAAGGUGGAUCAGCCAAUCUAAAAUUUCCUGAGUCAUCUUGUAUCAUUUAUAAGACCUCACCUGCUAGUGAAUUGAGUUCAGUAAUGUCAUCUGUUAUUUCUAACAUAGAGUCUGAGCCAUUAAAAUAUGGGCCAAAAAGUAUUGAGUAUUUAACUACUGAAAAAUCUCAAGAGCGGAACAAAAGUUCUUCUUCAGGGUACAAAGAAGAAUUGCCGUUUCAAAGCAACUCUGAAUCUAAGUAUUUAAAGCAAAAAGAUCUAAAAAAUGAAUUGAAAGCAAUCAAAGCUGCUGAACUGUUUGAAGAUAUUAAAGAUGCUUUUAAUACACUCAAUAAAGCAGUAAAAAAUUCAACUGAAAAACAAAUGGUUUCUACCAGCCAAGAUACGAACAAACCAAAAACUGUUGAUAAAGAUCCUGAAAGAACUUCUAAUGAAAUUGUAUUGAAAACUACAAAUGUGAAUGAAUAUGACCAGGUUAAGUCUGCCUCUCCUAACACAACUUCUCUUAAAAGGUUCAAGGAAAUGGUUGCUAGGAAAAGAGCUGCACACAAACAAAAUAUAACCCAAGCAUUGGCUGAUAAUUUUUUUUCUAAGAAUUCUGAAUUGGCAACAGAUUCUCCACCUGGUAAUGCCUGUUCUUCAGAAUUAGAAAGAAGCGUGCAGUUGCUUCAGGAUCUUGAUAUUUCUGCUACACAGAAUGAAAAUAUAAGCGACUUUCUUCCAUCUACUACAGCAUAUAAUGAGAUUGGGAACACUGAAAAAUUGGUGCAUCAGCCUAUGAGCCCUUCGAUUUUGCAAGUUGGUAUUGCAGUUGAUGAUCCUUCUACAAAAUUUCCUAGUAAACAAAGUGCAGAAUCUCCGACAUCACCUUUGGAGCAAAAAGAGAUUUCUACAAAGGUAGAUUCAGUGAAAAUUAAGACAUUUUAUGAAAGGCAAAGAAAAGCAAGAGCAGCAUUUUUAGCUAAAAAUAAAUCAAAACAGGACCAAGAUAAUGCCAAUUCACAAUUGAUCACUGCACCUUCACCAUCUCCAAACUCUUCUGAAGCUGGAACACAGUUGCUUGCUACUAAGACUAAAAAUGCUACUGAAUUGUGUGGAAUUGCAAGUUCUACUAAAAAUAAAACAGAAUUGGCUGCUACUAUUACCAAAAAUAUUGUGGGCAAGUUAUAUGAAGACGAUUCUAAUAUUAACAAAGUAAAUAUAUCCAAUGAAUCAACAUAUGAUAGCAAUAAAAGUGUGGAAUCUGAAGUAUUAUCCCCCCUAAAAGAGGUGGAUAAACCAAAAGUAGAUCCAAGAAAAAUUAAAGCAUUUUUUGAACAAAAUCGGAAGGCUAGAGCACUGUUCUUAGCUCAAGCUAAAUCUAAACAAGAAAAUGAAAGUUUUCAAUCAGAAAUGACUUCACCAUCCUCAGUAGCUUGUAGACCUUCUGAGGUUGAAAGUAAAUCACCACCAAUUAUUACAGAAAUUAAAAAUAUAGAUGAAUCGUUGGGAAAUAAUUCAGAUGCUAAUAUAUUCGAAUUAGCUAAUGAAUUAUCUGAUAGUAAUAGCCCAAAAUCUGAAAGGUAUGCAGAAUCUGAAACAGAAUCAUUAUCUUUGAUUCAACAGGAGCCUGUAGAAUCUGUUGAUUUUGGUGGCAAGUCACUUUUUGAGAAACAAAAAGUUCCUGCAUUAUGUCUUGGAGAAGGUGUUCCAACUCCUGUGUUGUCUUUAAAUGAAAUUGCAUUUCAUAUUUCUAUUAAAAAGACUUUAGAAAAACUGAAUUUUGAAGGCCCAUCUUGUAUACAGUCUAUUGUUUGGCCAGCUGCUCUUAGAAGCCGUUGUCUUGCUGCGAUAGCUCCUCCACAUUCUGGGAAAACAGUUGCUUACUUGUUACCUAUUGCUUCAAACCUUCUGCAUGGAUUAUAUGAAGACAAAGGCAAAGGGCCCAUAGCAAUUAUUAUCUGCUCAUCUUGGAGGAAAGUUCAACAUGUAUAUGAUUUACUACACCUCUUUUUGGACGACUCCAAAUUCAAAAUACUUACUUAUUUUGCUGAUGGAAAAAGAAAAAGGAAUAGAGUAAUAGCUUUAAUGAAUGGCUGUGAUAUUUUAAUAUCUGUUCCUUCUAUCCUCCUGGGUUUUUUCAAUGAAAAUUCUGUCUGUGUGAACAGAUGCUGUCAUUUUAUCUUGGACGAUGGAGCAAAUUUACUUUCCAGCCAUAUAAAUGAAAUAAAAGGAAUAAUGGGAAUGUUUGGAGACGCAGUCAAACUCCGACCUGCGAUUUCUGCUCGUCUGCAGAUUUUGAUUAAUUCUGAGAGGUGGACUAAAGCCAUUGCAGCAUUUGUUGACAAAUUUUUACAUGAACCUUUGUUAUUGUUUACCUCAUUUCUUGAGGCAGCAAUUUAUGCAAAAAUACCAAUAUUUCCUCACAUUUGUAGUGAAUCUGAUAAAAAUCAAAAACUAGCUGAAAUUGUUAAAGAAUGCAGUAAAAGAACCAUUGUAUGCACUCAGGAUAUUAAAAAAGCAUUCGAGAUACAUUGUUUUUUACAGUCUGAAAAAAUAAGAUCUUUCUUAGUCACAGAAAAAAUGGAGCACUAUAUUUCUGAUGGUAUUAUUAGGGAUUGGAAAUGUGUGAACUCAGGAUUGCCAUAUUGCCUCAUUGUCACAGAUCCCGCAUUGACUGGCAUGACUCUGUGUGAUGCUAACUAUAUUAUUCAUUAUGAUGUACCAGAAAUUUCCAGACUGCAAUUUGGAAAUCGAUUUGGUUGCAUUGCUGAACAUUUUCAGAAUUCUAAAAUUGUUGACCGUGGGUGUCAUAUUCUAAUAUCGGAAAUGUGCUCUGUACAAGCUCUUCCUAUUAUGAAAAUUAUUAAAAGAAUUGGAAACGAUGUUACUAAAGAAUUAAUUGAUUUUAUUAAUAAACAAAAGAAGGUUGUUGGUAAUCCUAAUACUCCUUUAUGUAGAUUUUUUAAAGCAUUUGGCUUUUGUAAAUUACCUCAUUGUGAAAAGAGGCAUCAUAUAAACUCUGUUGUUGAUCAACCAAAAGUUAUUUUUAGAGAAGGGAAUGUCCAUGCCAAAAUAACACACAUGUUUGAUGCAUCUCAUUUUUGUGCUCGAGUUAUCAAAUAUGUCCCUCCUGGUUGUGAGCAAGCAGUGUGUUUAAGCAGUGAAUAUGCUGAGAUGGGUUUGAAGUUGAAGAAAUUUUAUUCCACAGAAUCAAAUCGGAAAGUGGAGGAUUGUCCAGUUAUUGGUGGAAAUUACAUCAUUCAGUAUGGAAAUGGUUUUUUCUAUAGAGUUAAGGUAAUGAACAUCACAAGAACUCCUGAAACGAAUUCUCAGAAGAUAACUCUUAUGUUUAGGGAUGAUGGCUUUAUUCAGACUUGUGAUACAUGUGAACUUUAUAAAGAUCUCACUUGUGAUGAGCUUCCUCCUCCUCAUGCAGUUGAGAUUUACUUAUGUAAUGUUACCACCCCUGAUUCCUGCUUAGAUUGGAAUCCCCAAGCAAACCACUUUGUUAAGAAGUUGAUAAUGGAUAAAGAAAUUCACGGAAAAAUUGUUUUAUGCCUCGGAGAAACACUCUGGUUGCAUCCAAUGGUUCUGAGAGAAAAGUUGGCAUUUAAUAAUGACUACCUAAAUGUUUUAACUGUGGAUAAAUCUUUAAGAGAUGCAGAAUUUGCCAUGGAGAAUGAAAAACAUUUGCCAUUACUGUUUAAAGCAUGUCAGAAUAAGAUUCAACUGCCUAGCCAAAUAAGUUCAAGUUCACAAGAAAAAAUAAUUCAUGAGGAUUUAAAAAUUCAAGUCUCUUAUGCGUUCUUGGAGUUAAAUGUGUAUGAAGAUGUUUAUGUUUCUAGUGUUAUUUCACCACAUCAGAUCUAUGUACAGCGAGUCAAAUUUGUGGAUUGUUUAAGUGAGUUAUUGGAAAAAAUUAAUGCCCAUGUUGAAGCCAAAAAAUUGAAAAAAUGUUCAACAUUACUGAAUGGCAUGCACUGUAUUGCACCAUUUUCGUUAGAUAACAGGUAUUAUCGAGCUGGAAUAACAAGUGUGUCAUCUGAUUCUGAUGAUGUGCAAUUAUUUUUUGUGGACUUUGGCGAUUCCUGCUGUGCAACAAAAGAUUCGAUUUUUAUUCUGCCUUCUGAAUUCACGUUAUUGCCAUUUCAAGCAAUUGAAUGUGAAUUGGAUGGCAUCCGUGCACCGCAUGGAGGUUGGUCAGAUAAAGCAGCAGAUUUUCUAGAAGAUUUAACAAGGGAUGAGUCUAAUAACAUGAAAAUUGUGGAAUUGAAGGCUUAUACUAAAUUGACCUCUUAUGAUACUGGCAAUCGUUAUAAAGUAGAUAUAUGGAAUGGAGAAAAAACGUUAUCGGAGCAUCUUCUGAAGGAGGGACUAGUGGAUCCAGCUGAUAAAUGUGUUCCAGUUUAUGCUCCUAGUGAAACAAAUGAAGAUAAAGAAUUUGUCGAUGAUGUUCCAGCUGGAUUUUCCUUGUCAUCAGAUGAUGAAGACUUGCCACCAGAAAACAAAGAUCACCAUGCUCUUUUCUGUGCUGCAUUAUCGAAAAUGAUGCUUCAAAAUAUGUCUAAUUCUGAAGCUGUAGAUGAGGCAAUAAGUGAAAUGCGAAAAAGUAAAGAAGAAAGAAAAUUUAAAUUGGCCAUGGAAGAAAUUUCUGUUAAUGGAAAUGUUGAAGAAUUUGUAAAAGAAGAUAUUACUGUUGUCAACAGUCCAGUUCUGGCACUGCAAAGAUUGUUGAAUUAUAAGAAAAGGAAGGAAGUUUCCAAGAGAAUUACACCCAAGAUUUUGUGGUGGGACUCUUCAGAACACGUUCACAUUUUGUUGAAACUUAAAGAAAUCCAAUUGUAUGAGCUGGAUGUAAAGGAUUAUAGUUUUGUAUUCAAAACAUCAUUAAGAGAUACAGACUAUUAUGCAGAAGAGCAGUUCUAUGGAGCUGUCCAUUCUAACGAUUUCACUGAAAAGAAUGGAUCAGAAGGCUUGAGUAUUGUUCUAAAGAAACAAGUUGAAGAAAGAUGGCCCCGCUUAAUAAAAGAGAACAAAAAGUUGGCUUACAUUAAAUAUGAUUUGGAGCAUAUUGAUGUCUCUGAUUCAGAAGACAUCCCAGAAGAAAGUGUUGAAGUUGCUGGUGAGGAAAAUUCCCAAGUUAAUACAGACUAUACCUUUGAUGAAGACAGUGAUAGUACAGAUGAUGAAACAAUUGUACCAGAUUGGAAAACAGUUGCAGAAUUUAAAGACCCAUAUAAUAUAUUGGAAUGAAUCAAUAAGUGAACAUUUUUGAGUUUAUGGUUCAUGGAAAUGACCUUCGGAAAUGUGAUAUUUUUUAUAUGUAUAAAUGUACAGUGGUAUGUGAUAUUUUGGAUCAUUUUAGGAUCUUAGGCAGUUUUAUUUUUUUGUUAAAAUGUAUGUCUACAUUUCUCAUUUCAUCUUUGUAUCAUGCCAUUAAUUUUCAUUAAACAUUC